This is a messenger RNA of Cladophialophora yegresii CBS 114405, 1593 nucleotides long. RefSeq lists its product as uncharacterized. The coding region runs from base 1 to 1593 and encodes 530 amino acids. Lineage: Eukaryota; Fungi; Ascomycota; Eurotiomycetes; Chaetothyriales; Herpotrichiellaceae. Gene Ontology annotation, biological process: chromate transport. The transcript has 6 exons. Gene Ontology annotation, molecular function: chromate transmembrane transporter activity. The record is from RefSeq and is a predicted model, not a curated record.
AUGUCAUCUUCGCUGAUCCGAAAUGUGCUGAGUGCGCGACGUUCACUUGAACGCCGUCUACGAGCUCUUUGUCCCCCGGCCCAAGGCAAGGCAUGGGAAACACUGCAGAAAAAUGGACUCUUGGGAUUCAUUUGCUUCGGAGGCCCGCCCGUCCACUUUCAGAUUCUUCACCAACGCUUCGUCGAGAAGUACCAAUGGCUAGAGGAGCCGAUGUUCCAGGAGCUCUUCGCCGUGACGCAGGCUCUGUCCGGCCCAGCGAGCACCAAGAUGCUGUACUGCAUCAACCUGAACCGGAAUGGCUUCCUGUCCGCGCUGCUGGCGUUCCUGCUGUGGUCACUCCCCGGCGCGGUCGGAAUGUACGCCCUCUCACUCGGCAUCUCCAACGUGGGCGACACCCUCCCUGCCCCGGCGUAUGCCCUGCUCUCCGGCCUCAACGCCGCGACGGUCGGCGUGAUUGCGCUUGCGGCCGUGCAGCUGUCGCAGAAGGCCAUCACCGACCAGGUGACGCGGGUGCUGGUGUUUCUGGGCGCCACUGCCGGCAUGCUUUACAAUGCGCUGUGGUAUUUUCCGGUCCUGAUCUUCUUGGCCGGACCGGUGACCAUCGUCUGGGAUUUUCGAUGGUUUCACAAUCUACCCAGGUGGACCUGGGCACGGGUCGGUGGCCGAAGACAACCCACGGCCCAAGGCCGGGACAUUGAGAUGAGAAGCACCGACCGCCCAGACAUGGCUACAGGCCUGGAAUACAAUGACGCCGACACUGACCCCCACGCCCUGCCCUCUCCGCAGCCUCGAGUAUCUACAGCGCCAGAGCAUCGUGCAGAGGACUCCCAACGCGGCGGCCCGACCACCGGCCGGGGGCCAAGUGGAAUGGCAGCCGGGACUUCAGAGGCAAGAGUCAUCCCCGCAGACAGAGAACUCAGGGUAUCCUGGAGAUUCGGGUCGCUUUUGAUCGCAGGCUUCCUCGUCACCUUCGUCACCAUGAUGGUCCUGCGCGGAGUGAUCAAAGAGACACCCUUGCUGUUCAGCCUCUUUUCGAACCUCUACCUCGCUGGGACGAUAAUUUUCGGCGGCGGGCCCGUGGUGAUCCCCCUCCUUCGCCAAUACAUCGUCGCCGAGGGAUGGGUUUCGCCGCGGGACUUCCUCCUCGGCCUCGCCCUCAUCCAGUCCUUCCCCGGGCCGAACUUCAACUUCGCCGUCUACCUAGGCUCCCUGACGGCGCUCAACGCGUCGUACCCCAGCGCGGCCGGUGCCGUCGUCGCCUUUGUCGCCAUCUUCGCGCCGGGCCUCGUCCUCGUGCACGGCACCAUGGGGAUCUGGACGGCGCUGCGCACCCGGCGGUGGGUCCGCGCCGGGCUGCGCGGCAUCAACGCCGCGGCCGUGGGGUUGAUCUACACGGCCAUCUACCGGCUGUGGGAGAUCGGGUACAUCGACGAGAGGUUCACGAGCGGGUCGAGCCUGGGCCGGGAUCCGUGGUGGGUCGUCGUCACGGCGACGAGUUACGUCGGCGUGUCCUGGUACAAGGUCCCCGUGCCGGGGGCUAUCUUGCUGGGCGGUGCCAUGGGGUUGAUUUGGUACGGUGUCGUGUCGAGGUAG